Triticum turgidum subsp. durum (durum wheat) is the source of this 381-nucleotide messenger RNA. NCBI's taxonomy places the organism in Eukaryota, Viridiplantae, Streptophyta, Magnoliopsida, Poales, Poaceae. The record is from the annotation of a GenBank genome assembly.
AUGGUCGCCGGCGGCGUCGGCGCGGUGGCGAACUGGCACAACGGCGGAGGAGACGGCAGCGAGGCACGCAGGAGAGGGAGCUGCUCGGCGGUGCUUGAUUCCUGCGAGAUCGAGGGAGGAGCGGGUGGCAGUGCAAUCCGGCAGCGGAGCUCGCCGGAUCAAGGAUGCGGCAGGGAGCUCCUGGAGACUGGCGUCGCAGGGAAUCGGGCGCAGGGGUCGGAGACGGGACGCGCGCAGCAGGGAGCUCACCGGCCGGAGCUGAUGGUCAACGCAGUCGCAGGGUCGCAGGCACGAGGGCUCGGCGACGCUCCUGUUGCCGCUCACGACGACGAAGGGAGGACCAUGGGCGCGCGGAGGAGAAGCACUACCUCGCGGCUGUGA